Molecule: messenger RNA, 1327 nt
Organism: Galeopterus variegatus (Sunda flying lemur)
Lineage: Eukaryota; Metazoa; Chordata; Mammalia; Dermoptera; Cynocephalidae
Gene: TEFM
Product: transcription elongation factor, mitochondrial
Exons: 4
Coding region: 45-1124 (359 amino acids)
Biological process (GO): transcription elongation by mitochondrial RNA polymerase; mitochondrial transcription
Cellular component (GO): mitochondrial nucleoid
Molecular function (GO): DNA polymerase processivity factor activity; nucleic acid binding
Source: RefSeq, a predicted model, not a curated record
GGAGGAAGACGUGACCGUGGUAUUCUGCUGGUUUAACUUCGAAGAUGAGCGUUCCUAGUCUCCUCAUGGCAGGAGGGAGAUGGAGAUGUUUUCCAAUUCCAUUGGGAUCAUCCUUAUUCCAGGCCAUACAUAAUUCCUGCUGUCGGAAAAAAUCCACUGCACCUAAGAAACUUAUUCCCAGUAUUGCUUUUUGUGACAAAAAUGCAAAGGAGGCUGGAACUGCACUUGACAAGCUCUUCUCUCAAGAACAGCAGGCUUCCAUCUUGCAUGUGUUGAAUACAGCAUCUAAUAAAGAACUUGAAGAUUUCAAGUUGCUUCGUGGUAGAAAGUCUAUCAAUAUUGUAGAGCACAGAGAAAAGUUUGGGCCAUUUCAGAAUUUGGAGAGUUUAAUGAAUGUGCCUUUGUUCCAGUAUAAAACUACUGUUCAAGUGUGUAACUACAUUCUUUGUCCAGAGACUGGAAGGAAAAAAAGAAAGUCACAGGAAAACCGGCUCUUGGGAAAACUCAUCAAACCAGAUAUAGAAAGAGAGAGACUUAAGGCAGUUAACAGUAUAGUGUCUAUUGUUUUUGGUACCCGAAAAAUUGCCUGGGCUCACCUUGAUCGUAAAUUGGCAGUGCUGGACUGGCAGCAGAGUGACUGUGGGAGAUUAAUGAACAGAACAUACCCAUCAUCAAUCUAUUUAGAAGAGAUUUCUUCAGUCAUUUCAAAGAUGCCUAAAGCAGAUUUCUAUGUUCUGGAAAAAACAGGACUUUCCAUUCAGAACUCAUCUCUUUUUCCUAUACUGUUACAUUUUCAUAUGGUGGAAGCCAUGCUGUAUGCCUUAUUAAAUAAAACUUUUGCCCAGGACGGCCAGCAUCAAGUGCUGAGCAUGAAUCGAAAUGCAGUGGGGAAGCACUUUGAAUUGAUGAUGGGUGACUCUCGGACUAGUGGAAAAGAACUAGUGAAGCAAUUCCUCUCUGAGUCUGUACUGAAGGCGGAGCCUCGGGUGUUCUUCCCAGCUGAUAAAGUAGUCCGCUAUAGACAGAUGUUUUCAUCUACUGAAUCACACAGAGUGGAAGAAUUAUAUGAUUCAUUAUUACAAGCUGUUGCCUUCUAUGAAUUAGUUUUUGACACUAAGCCUUAGAAUUCUGAGGUUAACGUACAUGCUCUUAUGUUAAAUUAGUUUAUAUUUAUUAGCUGUAGAUUGUAAAACCAACUGUUUUGAACAUCCAUGUUGAUGGAGAAGAAAAUACAUUUUGAGUGUAUUUUAGGUGUUUAAAGUCAGACUUUUGGCUGUUGAAUGAUUUACACAAUAAGCCAAGACCAAAUCAAUAUUUUGUGGGAGUC